AUGCAUUACAUCCAGAUGGCACAUGCUAAUAGUACCAAUGCGAUCCAAAAUGUAUAACAUGUUUGGAUACCAAUCCAGAGUAUUGUACCACUUGCGAUAGCUUGAAAUAUGAAAUAGCUGAAAAUGGUAUCUGCAAAUGCAAACCAGAAUAUGGUUUGCAAGAGGGAAACUGUGUUCCUUGUACUGAAGUUAAUUGCUACGAUUGUCUUGAUGAUUUUUAAUUCUGUAUUUUGUGUAAACCAGGAUAAAAUAGAAUAGUAGAAAACCAAUAAUGUGUUUGUUAACCAGGAUCAUAUGAUCCCCAAAAUGAAGACUAGAUAUGCCUUGGUAAAUUAAUAUAAUGAUUUCUAGCUUGUGACUAUUCUUGUCUAAAUUGUUUUGGUCCAUCAAAUGUAGAAUGUACUAAAUGUUUAGAUGAAGACAUCUCAAACAGAAUUUUAGUUUACAAUUCUUGUCAAUGUAAAAUUGGAUAUGCUGAUUUUCAACUACAAGAAUCAAAAUGUGGAAGUAUUUUGAAUGUUAAGUUUAGAAUGCCAUCCCAGGUGUGUUACAUGUUCCUAAGCAGCAGAUGAGACUACAAACUAAUAUUGUCUAACUUGUAUUCCAGGAGAAAAUCGAGUUGUUUCUGCUCAGCUAAAAUGUGAAUGCUAAGAAAAUUAUGGUGAUAAUUUUGGCACCAAGGAAGUUUGUUUUAGUACUUCUAUUAAAUAUACAUAGUAUGCGAUUAUACUUGUGGGAGUUGUGAUGAUGCUGGACCAACACAUUGUGUUGAAUGUUUAGAAAAAUCUGGUAGAUAUUUGACAGCUUCAGGAGAAUGUUUAUGCAAAACUUCAUAUUUUGAUGAUUAAACAUAAAAUAUAGAGUGUUCAAGUAAUAUUAAUAAGAUAUCAUAAAUAGAAUGUCAUUACUCAUGUUUAUUAUGUUAAAACUCAGCUUAGAGUAAUGCAUGUUUGCAAUGUCCUUUAACUAGGGAACCUAGUGAUCCAUUAGCUACAACAUUUGAAUGUAAUUGUGCGUCCUUAAACUCUUUUGAUGAUGGAGUUUCACCAAAUUGUCCAUCAUGUGAUUAUACUUGUUAAACUUGUAAUGGUCCUCUUUCAUCUAAUUGUUUAACAUGCGAUUCAACAUAUCGAUAAUUAGAUUUAUCAACUUGUGUAUGUCUAAUUGGAUAUUAUGAUAUUGGAUAAUUAGAAUGUGCAAGUAAGGAUUAUUAAAUAUUAAUAGAAUGUCAUUAUUCUUGUUACUAAUGUUUUGAUAGUACUAUAGAAGGUUGUAUUUCUUGUUCUAUGGAUCUACAUUUUAGACUAUUAAAAGGUAAUAUUUGUAAAUGUAUUGAUGGAUAUUAUGAUGAAUUAGGAAAUGCUAAGUGUAAAAGUAAUUUUUAUAUUUAAAAAUCAAUUAGAAUGUUCAUAUAAAUGUGCAACAUGUGAAACUCAAUCAGAUAAGUGUUUGGAUUGUCCAUUAAAUUCCUUACGUACUCUUGAUCCCAUUAAGGGAUGCUUUUGUUAAGGAGAGUAUUAUGAAAAAGAAAAUGAAAUAGCUUGUUAAAGUAAUUUUAAAAUGAAUUAUAGAAUGUCAUUUCAAAUGCAAAGCCUGUGAUGGUUAAAAUCAAAAUAAUUGUGUCUCUUGUGAUUCUGUUGCAAACAGAGAAUUAAAAAUUAAUGAAUGUAAAUGUUAACCACAUUACUUUGAAACGGAAGUUUAGGAAUGUGCUGGUAAUAUUAUAUCUAAAAGAUAGUUUGUAGUUCAUUUUGUUAUGAAUGUAUUAACAAUUUUGAUAAUUGUACUUCAUGCGCAAAUGAUAGAUAUUUAGUAGGAAGUACAUGUAGGUGUAUAACAAAAUUUGACGGAUCAGAAAUAAGUACAUUUGAUUAUAACGGAUUGGUAAAAUGUUAAAGUAAUAAAUAAAAAUAAUCAUUAGAGUGUCAUCAUUCAUGUGGAACAUGUUUAGGAAUUGAAGAAGGUGAUUGCCUUAAUUGUAUAGAAUCUGAUCACAGAUACUAAGUAGGAAAUACUUGUGUUUGUGAUGAAGGAUAUUUUGAUGCAGGAUUGCCUGUCUGUCAAAGUAUUAAAAAUUUAUAAUUAAUAGAAUGUAAUUAUAAAUGUAAAGGAUGUUUAAAGUAAAUAGAAAGUUGUAUUUCUUGUCCAGAUAACAGCUUUAGAUAAUUUGUUUCAGGUUUUAAUAGAUGCUAAUGUAUAGAAAGAUAUUAUGAUGAUGGAUAGAAUGAAAUUUGCUAGAGUAUUUAUAACUUUUAUUAAUUUUAGAAUGCCAUUAUUCAUGUCUCAGAUGUAAUGAUAUUGAAACAAAAUGUGAAUUGUGUUCAAUUUAAUCUGAUAGAAUUUACAAUGAUUAGCUUUUUUCUUGCGAUUGUAAUAUCGGAUAUUAUGAUAUUGGAAUUGAAAAAUGUUAAAAAUGUCACUACUCCUGUUUAAGUUGCAAUUCUGGAGAUGCUAAUUCCUGUGAUUCAUGUUUAGCUAUGAAUGAUUCAAAUAGAGUAUUUUAUAUAAAUACCUGUAAAUGUUUAUUUGGGUAUUUUGAUGAUGGUUAAUCACCAUAAUGUUAAAAAUGUGAUAUUCAAUGUCUAAGUUGUAUUGAUCAUUCUUAUUAAUGCUAAUCAUGUCCAUAAACAAGAAAAAUAGAAGCAAAUUGUAAAUGCCAAUUAGGCUAUUAUGAUGUUGGUUUAUAACUUUGUUCAAAAUGCAGUUCAAAAUGCCAGACAUGUGAAAUUUCACCAAAUAAUUGUACUUCAUGCAAUUCUAUUGAAUUUAGAGAACUUAACUUAAUAACAUAAACUUGUGAUUGCUCAAUAGGUUAUCUUGAAAUUAAUGGUAUCUGUGAGUAAUGCUAUUAAAGUUGUAAAACAUGCAUUUAAUCUAUCAAUAAAUGUAAUUCUUGUGUUUAAUUUCGAAUUUUGAAGAACGAUGAUUGCAUUUGUAAUGAUGGAAUGUACGAAUCAAAUUCUGAUAAACAAUGUAAAUUAUGUAAUAAGACUUGCUUAACCUGUGCUAAUUUAAGUAAUUACUGUUUAACAUGUUCUACUGAUAAUUUUCGAUAUUUUAAAUCUGGAAAUACUUGUGAUUGUAUGAUAGGUUAUUUCGAAAAUUCAAUUAAUUAGAAUUGUGAAAAAUGUGCAAGUUCAUGCUUGACUUGUUCCUUAUAAUAUGAUAAUUGUUUGACUUGUGAUUCUAAUCUUAAUUUAUCCUUGGUAAAUAAUAAAUGUUUAUGCUCAUAAUCUUAUUUUUUUGAUUCUAUGAGUAAUUCAUGCUAAUGUAAUAUGAAAUUAUUUAAAUUAAGAAUGCCAUUUCAGUUGUUUAGAGUGUAAUAAUAAUAAUGAAUGUACUUCAUGUCUAUUGACAACUAGACAUUUAGAUGUAGAUUAAAAGAAGUGUAUUUGUCAUAAUGGAUAUUUUGAGACAAAUUAAAAAAAUUGUUCAUGUAUAAGAACAUUAUAUAAUAUAUAGAAUGCCAUCUAUCAUGCGAGACUUGUGAAAAUAGUAAUACUUAUUGUUUAAGUUGCAUUAAUUAAUACCAUAGAUUAUUAGUAAACAACACAUGCUAGUGUAUAAAUGGCUAUUAUGAAGCUGGAAUUGAAUUAUGCUAAAAAUGCAAUAAUAUUUGUAAAACAUGCUAAUCAUCUGCUAACUCUUGUUUAUCUUGCUAUGAAAUAGAACAUUUCAGGUAUUAUUAAGGAAACAAAUGUUUAUGCUAGCCUGGAUAUUUUGAAUAAAAUACAGAGAUAUGUUUAAGUAAAAAAUAUAUUAAUUACAUAAUAGAAUGUUCUACAGAAUGUUUAACCUGUUAAGGUUCAGCUGACUAUUGUACAAGUUGUGAUACUAAUUCUAAACGAUUUGAUUAAUCAUUUAUCCAUAAAUGCCCUUGCAUUACUGGAUUUUAUUCAGAUGAAAAUAACAUAUGUUAAAGUAAAUUUGAAGAUCUAUAUUAAUAGAAUGUCAUAUCAAAUGUUAAACUUGUAUAAAUUAAAGUGACUAAUGCUUAAGUUGUAAUUAUUAAGUAAAUUCCAAUCGAAAUUCUCUAUCUGAGUAAUGUAAUUGUAAAUAUGGCUAUUUUGAUGAUGGAACAUAACUUUAAUGUUAACAGUGUAAUUUUAAGUGCAAAACUUGUGUAAAUGAUAAAAAUAAUUGUGAAAUUUGCUAAAAUUCAAUAAGAAUAAAUCCACCAAAAUGUGAUUGCAUGAAUGGAUACUAUGAAGAUGAGUAAUCUACUUGUUAAAGUAAAUUAUUAUCUUAUUAAAGUUUGUGCACCUCAAUGUGAUACAUGUCUAUUAGAGCCCACAAACUGUUUGACUUGUAAACCUGGAAGAAUUGAAUAAGAUUGUAAAUGUAUUGAUGGUUUUUUUGAAACUGGAUAAGCAUUAUGCUAAUGUAUCAAUUAUAAAUUUUAUUAAGAAUGUGCAUUUUAAUGUGUUACGUGUGAUUUUUAUCAGCUUAAUUGUAAGACUUGUAAAGGUGAUAGAUUUUAAGAGCCUUAAUGUAUUUGCUAAUCUGGGUAUUUUGAUGAUCAAUUAAAUGAAAAUUGUUAAAAAUGUGAUAGUACUUGUUUAGAAUGCGAUAUUAAUGGAUGUUUAUCUUGUUUUGCCAAUAGAAUACUAAAUCAAGAUAUGGAAUGUAUUCCUCCACCAAAUUCAAUUUGGUAUGAUGAUACGCCUUGGUGUUCAAGUACAUUAUUCUAAUAUAUAUAUUUAGCUUGCCAAGUUGCAGUUAUUAAGGUGUAUUUAUCUGAUGAUAUUAGUAAGAUUAUAAUACAUUUUGAAUUUCCUUUGAAUCCUAAGGGCUUCAAUUCAUAAAUUGAAAUUAAUAAAUGUUUAUAAUUAUUCGAAGUAGAAACUGUAUUAAAAUUUGGAUAAAAUUCUGAUUGUUAUAUUAACUAGAAAAAUAAUUAAGAAUUGUUAAUAUCUGUUGGAGAAUAUUCAAAAUUAAAAAUUGGUGAAGAAAUUCUAUUUAAAAGUAAUUCCAUUUCCCAUAUCAAUUGCGAAACUACUAUAGAAAAAUUUAUCUUCUCUAUAUUAAAGAUGCCAAUAAACCCUUUACCUCCAUUAAUUGAAUAUAAUGUACCUCAUCAUAAAUUGAACCCUUUUGCGGAUAAUUCAGUGUAUUUAAAAUCAAUCAAAAAUAAUGGAAAUAGAAAAUUAGAUAAUAUUAUUUGGAGUUGCCAAGUCAAAGCUAGUGAAAAUAGUUCUACUCUUAGGGAAUUCUUAGAUUAAAUUAAUUUUGUUUAGGAAUAUAAUCUAUUCAUACCCAAAAAUACUUUACCAGCUGGGGCAGAAAUACAAUUUAAAAUAUAAUAUGACAAUUUCAUCCUUAUUUCCUCUUAUUCAGAAUUUAUAAUAUACACUCAUAUAGGAGAUCUUCCAUAAAUUAAUAUAAAUGUCAAACCUUCUUAUUUUGUAUAUGAAACUAUUAUAAUUGGGAUUUCUGCUGGUAAUUUAGAUUAAUAAAUUUCAAAAGAUAAUUAUAAGUACUAGAUUUAACUGUUCGAAAUAGAUAGAUUUCCAUUAAAAUCUUCUUCUUCAUAAUUAAAUAUAUCAGUUCAAUCCAAUUCUUUUGAGUAAAUCAAUGCAAAUAUUUAAUAAUACACCUUAAGUCCUAAUUCAACUUAUACCUUUUAAGUUAUUGCUACAAAUUUAUAAACUUAGAAAUUUCAAUAAUAAGACUUCACUAUUAAUAUUCCAUUUGGUGGAUUAAUAUGCUAAUUUAAUAAUGGAGGGAUAUAGAAUAUAAGACAAGAUUUAAAUCUCUUAAUCUAUUGUAAAGAUUUAGACACAAAAUAUGAUUGGAACGAUGAUCUUGAUUUGUUGAUAAAUGUAGACUGUAGGGAUUUAUCAUUAAAUAGUACUUGUUAAACUGGAUAAAAAUAAAUCAUUAAAGUUAAUACAACGGAUACGUAUUAAUUCAUCAAAAGGAAUACUAUUUCCUCUUAUUCAGUAUAAGAAUGGACCGUUAAGGUGACAAAAUUUCAAUAAACUUAGAAAUUUGUUUUGAUAAUUGUUUAUCUUGAUAAUGAUUUUCCAGUAUUAGAACUAGAAUUUAACAAGGGCUACUUAAUGAGAAAAAUCAAUAAUUUUGAAUAACUUAAUUUUACAUUUUUAAUCCCUUUCGAUUAAAAACCUUAACUAUUAGAGUUUUCAAUUGCAAUAAUAUACAACUAUGAAUUAAUUAAAAUACAUUAGCCUAAAUAUGUUUCAUAUUAAUUCAAGAUAUUUGAUAGUAUCAAAGAAUUAAAUUUUGGAGAUACGAUCAAUUUAAAAUUUUUAGCCUAAUAUACAAACAGUAUUAUGCCAAGUCUAUAUAAUUUAAAACUAUCUAUAAAUUAGCCCCCCCAAUGUUCAAAACUGUUUGUUACUCGCUCAAGUGACCUAGCACUUACCGAAAUCAAUGUAACAACUACAUGCGAACAAUCAAAUGACUUUCCGUACAGAUAUUAACUAAAAUUAUUUUUGAGAGAAACAGAUCUGACAGGGUUUUUGCAAGGAUAAUUGGACAAUUCUUUAACUUUUCAUUCAUUUUAGGAUAAAAAUGUAUUCUCAUUAUAAAUUCCUUAAUCUGUUGACUCCUCAACAGUGGGAGUCCUUAUUUAAGUGCUUGAUAGUGGAGGGUCAAUAUCUCAAAUUUUUGAAAGAAUAACUUCAUAACCUGGUAACAUUAAUUGUUCCUAAUCUUAAUAUUAGAAUAAUAAUUUAUAAUAUAUAGUAUCAUUGUUAUUUGAAGCAAUGAAUCAGAAUUGCAGUUAAUUAUACCAAAAAAUAUAUCGUGAUUUGCUUUAUGGAUAAAUUUUGCAAGAUUCAAAUGAUAAUAAUCUCAAAUUUUAGGCUAUAAAGUUAUACAAUUAGUUUUAACAGGCAAAAAUUAAACCUAAAAAUCGUCUAUUAAAUGAAGAAAAUCCAUUGAUAUGCUAUGAUGUAAAUACAACUCAUUAUUAUGUUACAUAAAAAUCAUCUGAAAUUCAGACCAAUUUAUCACAAAAAAUAAUAGACUUUUAAAAUAAUAUUGUUAAUUUAAACAGAACUUUAAAAUAUUUAAUCUAAAUAAAAAAAGAAUGUGAAGAUGAACUUUUACGAAAUUAAUACAUUUGGAAUGAAGAGAUAUUUUAAUAGUUAUAAUACUCUUAAGACAGUUUACUAAAUCUAUUAUAUUUUCUUGAUGAUAUAUAUUCAGAUUUUUCAAAAAUUAAUACAAAAAAUGAAACAAUCUAUCAAAUUAUUUUUGAUUUAUUAAAUUACAUUCCAAAGAUUGUAUCAGAAAUAUAAAACACAAUACUUGUUAACGAUAAGCCUGUAGUUGUUUAAGGAGAUGAGAUUCUUUGGUAAAUUAAAAGAAGAACAAAAUCAGACUUCAAUAAGAUUUUUUAGAUUGAAGCAACAUAAGAAGAUUAUCUUUUAGAUUUUAUAUAAUUUGAAUAAACAUCAUUAGUAUCAAAUCCAUUAAGAUUUACUUCCGACCUUGAUAAUCAACUGUAGCAAGUCUUUAACGAUCAAACUUUAAAAAUUUACUCUUAAAAUUACAACUAAAUAAAAUUAUAAAACUUUUAUAAAAACAGAUUUCUUUAAUUUGAUAGUUUUCCUUCCACAUACAGUACAAAGUUUGGAACCUAUUAACUUUGUUUAAAUGAUACUUAAAUAAUAAAAGUAUAUGAGAUGUAGUGUGUACUUAGAACAAUAUCUGGAGACUUUCAUAAGUGCAAAUUAAAUAGAAUUCUUAAGAAUGAUACAAUGGAGUAAAAUUGCGAGUGUAAUAAGUUUGGAGAAAUUUUCCUUACAACCUCCUACAAUCUAAGUAAAGUAAUUGUAAACGAUACUUUUGAAUAAAAAUAGCAGUUUGAUAAUUUUUACUUAUCACAAUAUUUUUUGCUAUUGCUAAUUUGUGUUAGCUCUUUAAUAUUAAUACAAUUGGUAAUCUACAUAUUCUAUCUCAUCAAAGAUUGCAAAAACUAACAAAAAAAUUCUGUAUAAAGUAAAAUAGAUCCGCAAAUCAAUUUGGAUAAACAAACACUUAUUUAUAUUGGAAAUUCUGCAGUUUUCAAACAAAAAUUUAAAGUAAUAAUUAAUUUUAUCAAUAGUAAAUCCAUUAAACUAUUUCAUUUUUAUAUUAUAGAGACUAACACAUUCAACUUAGUUAUAGGAUUUUAGAAGUACUCUCAUAAUUCAAUAUAUUAUUAUGUUUAACAAUUAUUGAAUGCUAUGAUUAAAUUAAUCAAAUUCUAAUUAUUUGUGUUCUAAUUGUUGCAAAUCCUAUUAUCAUUUUGAUUUUGAGAAUAAUUUAUAAAAUAGUUGAAGCUAUUUAUAGAUUCGGAAAAAUUGCAGCUGCUAUUAGUAACUUUAUACUAAUAAUUUUAUUGAUGGCACCCAACGUUGUCUUACUUAUAUUUUACUAAUAAAAGUAAUUUAUUAUACUAUUAAAGAAUAUAAAUAUAAUUAGGAUAAUAUUAAGUUGCCAUAAUCUUUUUUGGAAAUAUUGUAAUAUGGCAACUUCUUAUUGAACCAAUUACAGUCUUUGCUAGAAUCAUUGUUUAUAGAUUGAUAGCCUCAAGUCUAAAAAAUAUGGAGAUGAAUUCUAUUUACCAUUUGAUGCAUUUUUUUGUAAUGCAUAGCAGUUUAGAAGAAAUAUUUGAAGAGUUUACAAAAAUAUGA
This is a messenger RNA of Paramecium primaurelia, 8645 nucleotides long. The record is from the annotation of a GenBank genome assembly. NCBI's taxonomy places the organism in Eukaryota, Ciliophora, Oligohymenophorea, Peniculida, Parameciidae.